AUGAAGCGGGCACGAAUAGAAAGAUGGGGGAGCCAAUUGCUGCAGUCGCGGCCGCAGGGCACACGACCGCAGUGUCUAUACCAGCAGCCUCAGCACCCACAGCCUCAUAACCACCGCCCGCAGUGGCAUUGGCAGGCAGUCAGAGCCCAGUCCACCACCUCCACUCCACUAUCAUCACCGUCUCGCCGACCACCGCCAGCCUCCCACGCUCCACGCAUCCCCCGCGAGUCUCUCCCAUCACCACCACUCUCCGCCGCCCGCUCAUCAGCCAAACUCUCCGCCCUCCACGCGCGACUAUCCCUACCCUCCCGACUCCCUCUCGAGACCCUCGCACGCGCCCUCAUCGAUCCCUCCGCAGACCCAAACCCUGACCUCAACAACGCCUCCCUAGCACUUCUCGGCCAAGACCUCCUGGGCUACUACACCGCCGAGCACCUCCUUGCGCACUAUCCGCGCCUGCCACAGACGGUCCUCUACGCCGCGCAGUACGCAUAUGUCGGCGGCAAAACGCUCGCGGCCGUAACGAGGGAAUGGGGCGUCGAGGCUGCGGCUGAGCCGGGCGGGGAGGUCGAUCCGGGAUUGCUGCAGUUUAAGAGGGUCAAGCCUGGGACGGACAUCUCUGGCGCUGCUGCUGGCGAGACGAUAGGGCCGGAUGGGGUUAAUAGGAGCCAGUGGCGGCUUGGCAUGGGCAUGCGCAACGUCUCGGGCGACGAGUUUGGCGACAUCAACGCGUCAGGGCUGGAUGCAGCCGCUGGUGUCACGUUAGAGGACGCGAGCAAGACGUUCGUGCGGGCGCUCGUCGGCGCGGUAUACUUGCACUGCGGCCAGCUGUCUACGAAACGGUUCUACGCGAGUCACUUUUUGAGCCGGCAGUUGGACCUCUCGACCCUCUUCGCUUUCAGAACGCCAACGCGUGAUUUGUCAAGACUGUGUGCAAGAGAAGGAUUCGAGGCCCCUGUGGCGCGGCUGCUGAGCGAGACGGGACGGCUGUCGCGGCAUCCGGUGUUCGUGGUGGGUGUGUAUUCUGGUCCGGACAAGCUGGGCGAGGGCGCGGGAGCUAGUCUUGACGAGGCGAGGACGAGAGCCGCGGCUGCGGCGCUUAAGAGUUGGUAUCUUUACUCGCCGGAGGAGGUGACUGUGCCCAGCGAGGCAGAGGGCAAGGGGGAUCAGGGGAAGAGAUGGGUGCCGUGUAUGGUUGACUGUGGGGAGGUGAUUGCAUAG
Molecule: messenger RNA, 1221 nt
Organism: Coniosporium apollinis CBS 100218
Lineage: Eukaryota; Fungi; Ascomycota; Dothideomycetes
Exons: 1
Coding region: 1-1221 (406 amino acids)
Biological process (GO): rRNA processing; regulation of gene expression; primary miRNA processing
Cellular component (GO): nucleus
Molecular function (GO): double-stranded RNA binding; ribonuclease III activity
Source: RefSeq, a predicted model, not a curated record